AUGGACAUAAGUCAAGCACAUAGAUACUACUAUGAAAAAUGCCCAAAAGAGGGCGAUGUUGUCAUUGGGAGAAUUAAAAGCUUCGAGGACAUUGGCGCGUACAUUACACUCCCAGAAUACAACAAUAUCGAAGGACUGAUCAUAUACAGUGAGCUGACAAAAAAAAGAACAAGAAAUAUUCAGAAGCUGAUAAAGGUCGGCACGCUUGAAGGCUUUCUUGUUUUAAAGGUGGACAAGGAAAAGGGGUACAUUGACCUGAGCAAAAAAAGGGCGCAGUACGAAGACAAGGUUGCGGCCUUUGAAAGGUACUACAAGGGGAAGAUAUCGCACAACUUCAUGCAAAGCAUAUCGGUGAAGUGCGAGUGCCCCUUGGACAUCUUGUACACAAAGUUUGGAUGGGCAGCCGAAAGCGAGUUUGGGUCUCUGUACAAGUGCUUUAGAGAGGUGCUUUUGGGCGAGCAUGUUCUGCAGAAGAAGAUGGACCGCUGCGAGUUCAUCACCGACAGCCUGCUUGACGAGAUUGAGGACCUGGUGAAGCAGAAGUUUGUGGUUCCGAAGAUAAAGGUCCGCGCAGAUGCAGAAACUAAGUGUAACCGCGGAAACGGUGUUCUGGUGAUAAAGGCGAUUCUCACAAAAAUAGAAAGAGAGUAUCCCGAGGUGGACGUGUCUCUCAUUUCGUCUCCUGUGUUUUCCUUCUCGAUCAUGAGCGAGGACGACGAGACAGGAGGGAAAAUACUGGAAGAUCUUUUGACCAAGCUUGAAAAGCGAGUUGUACAGGAGCAUGGUGAGUUUAAGCGUGUGAUGGAGCCCACUGCGUUUGGGCCAAAGCCGCAAUUUGACGAAGAGGACGAGUCAGACGAUACAUCUUCCAUAGACGAUUCAGAAUAA
This is a messenger RNA of Nematocida major, 888 nucleotides long. RefSeq names its product translation initiation factor 2 subunit 1. The coding region runs from base 1 to 888 and encodes 295 amino acids. NCBI's taxonomy places the organism in Eukaryota, Fungi, Microsporidia. The transcript has a single exon. The record is from RefSeq and is a predicted model, not a curated record. Gene Ontology annotation, molecular function: RNA binding; translation initiation factor activity; ribosome binding.